UAUUUUGCUUCUAUUUGUAGGGUGUGAGCGGCAUGUCCGUGGAUGAGAAGACUGAAGACCCCAUGUAUGUGUAUGAGUCGACGGUUCAUUGUACCAAUAUCCUCCUCUGCCUUAAUGACCAGCGGAAGCAGGAUAUCCUGUGUGAUGUGACUGUCCUGGUGGAGGGCAAGGAGUUCCGAGGGCACCGGGCCGUGCUGGCUGCCUGCAGCGAGUAUUUUCUCCAGGCGCUGGUUGGCCCAGCAGAGAAUGCCUUGGUGGUUAGCCUUCCAGAAGAGGUCACUGCCAGGGGAUUCGCCCCAUUGUUGCAGUUUGCCUACACUGCUAAGCUGUUACUCAGCAGAGAAAAUAUCCAGGAGGUCAUCCGCUGUGCAGAAUUCCUGCGCAUGCACAACCUUGAGGACUCAUGCUUUCGCUUCCUGGAGGCUCAGCUACGCAGAGAGGAGGACAACCUCAUGCUUUGCCACAGGGGGGCACCGGAGGCUAUCAACUCAGAGGAUGAAAGCAUGCAGUCAGAGUGUGAAAGACCCGCCUCCCCCAGGACACGGCAUUGUGCAGACACCCUGGCCUCCUUUCAGACUCCUGACGAUGACAGGUUAGCAAUGACUGUGUCCAGUAACUUGACAGAUGGCCGGCUGGACUUUGAGCGACAUGGAGCAUCAGAUCUACCACGAUGCCCAAAGUACAGAAAAUAUCAGUGGGCUUGUAACAAGCACAAUAAUGACACCUCCUCACACACCAGUACCUCAGGUUUUCCAAGCACAAUUAAGGAGAGCAGCAUCAGUGGGGUUCUGCCGGGUCAGGGCAGGCUGCCCGUGACACAGAUAAAAGUUGAACCACAGGCAGAGGAAGAGGCCAUCUCAUUGUGCCUGUCAGGAGAUGAACAGGAUGUCAGGGACAAGGACAGUGUGACAGCUAUGGAAAUGGAUAACCCCUUAUCUCUGGAAAGAACCAAGAGAAACAAGUCCUCAUCUUGCCUCCAAGCCUACUUCAAGAAAGGAAUAGACCUUCCUAGUCUGUCCAACACUUCACAGCAGCUACUCACCAACAGACUUGUCUGCCCCCAGGACAAAGGAAACUCUCAGGGAGAUCAUAAAAAAGACUUCAGGCCUUUUACUGGGGAGUUGGAUCUGUCUGUUACAUCCCCAAAGGAGGUAGAUAGUUUCCCUGCAGGGUUGUCUCUGAAGUCUGCUUCUUAUGAUGGUGUCUGCAAACAGGAAGUUGAGCUAGACCGCCGUAGUGUGAUAUUCUCCUCAGGGGCCUCCAACCGUCUGGGACCGCCAGCACAUUCCUACCCCGGUGGGAACUCUUUGGAGAUGGAGCUUUCUGAGCAAGUGACAAAAGGACUGUGGGCUGAAUCCUGCCAGUCCCUCCCAAACUCCCAGGCUUAUUCUCCCAGCACCACUUCCUCUGAGCCCCCAGCCCUGUCGCGUCCACGCCCCAACACCAGCUGCCCAGUGCCAAUCAAAGUAUGCCCACGCUCGCCGCCUUGUGAGACACGCACCAGAACUUCCAGCUCCUGCUCCUCUUACUCCUAUGCAGAGGAUGGUAGCGGAGGCUCUCCCUGCAGCCUGCCCCAGUUCGAGUUCUCCUCCUCACCAUGCUCCAAUGUGGCACGAUGCCUCAAUGUGGACCAGCAGGAGCAAAAUGUGGGAGGGGAUGCUCGUUUCAACCAGGUGCGACCCAAAAUCAAAUGUGAGCAGUCCUAUGGAACCAACUCAAGCGAUGAGUCCGGCUCCUUCUCAGAAGGAGACAGUGAGUCAUGCCAUGCUCAAGAGCGAGGGCCAGAGGUGAAGCUUCCUUUUCCUAUUGAUCAAAUCACAAAUCUUCCACGGAAUGACUUCCAAAUGUUGGUCAAAAUGCACAAACUGACAUCGGAGCAGCUUGAGUUCAUCCAUGACGUGAGGCGGCGGAGCAAGAAUCGCAUCGCAGCGCAGCGUUGUCGCAAAAGGAAGCUUGACUGCAUUCUGAACCUGGAGUGUGAGAUCAGAAAACUAGAGUGUGAGAAAGAGAAGCUGCUGACAGAGAGGAACCAGCUGAAGGCCUGUAUGGGAGAGCUGUGGGAGAACUUCUCCUGCCUGUCCCAGGAAGUGUGCCGGGAUGUCCAGCUGAGCCCAGAGCAGGUCCAGUCCUUACACCACUACUGCCCUGUGCUGCGACCCCCCAACUCCACUGCCAGCAACAACACAGCCCACGAGCCCAGGCCUCCCGCCAUCAGCACACCGGCCACCACCAGCAUCGACCUCACAGGCCACUCUGGCUCUGCCACGCCUGAACCCAGCUUCCAGGGGUUACCGGGACCCUCAGAGAACGAGCCUGAAUCUGCCGUCAGGAACGGGGCGGACCAGGAUACGGGGGGCUGCGACACCAGCUUGUACUCCACAUCUGAGUCUGUGGAAAAAUCCAACCAAACAGUAACGGUAGAUUUUUGCCAGGAAAUGACUGAGAAAUGUACAACUGACGAGCAGCCAAGGAAAGACAGUACCAAGUAGAGGUGGAUCUUUAUUCAGUUAUUUUGAAUGUUUUUCUAUUAUUUAAUUUUACUCCUCUGACAAACCUUUUCUCUGGGUUGUGAGAUGGUCAGCCUCUGCCAGUGUUCACUGAAAAACAAGCUUUGUAUUUAUGUCAUUUUGUGUUGUUUUUGUUUCUGUAUGUUUUGUUGAAAUGGUUGACACUAAAAUUGUCUUAACAGCAGCAAUACUGUUCUGCAGGCAUUCUCCUCUUACCCUGACAGAGUGGGAACCUCUCACCAAACUUGUACCAUGGUGCUAUACCCGGCCAGCCGGCAGGAGCCUCUGCAGGGGAGACUGCCGUUCAUGUGUCACACAUCACAACUUCAAGUUGAACCUCAUUGGACCUAAGCAGCAGCUUUCUUUUUAUACAAACAGGAUCUCUGUUUCUUCCUUUCUCCUGUCCUUUUCUCCUUCUACCGCUCUGUCUUCAGAUGUACUCACACACACAUACACACACACACUACUUCCCCAACAGGUUCUAGACCUGCUCUAGAGAUGUAGAGACACAAAUGUGUGCAGAAUCACCUCUAAACUACUUCCUGAGAGUAUAAAGGCAACUACCUGUUAACUCCAUAUGAUAGAAACCAAGUUUUUCAGUGUCAUUUUUUUAUCAGCAUCCAAUCCUGAGGAUACCUUCAAACUGUGAGAUGUAGAUGUGAUUGCAACAUUAUUUCUUCUAAUUAUCCUGAAAAUCUCCUGAUGAUUUUAGCUCAAACACUUUGGUCCUGAUUUCCACAUUGCUAUAGGCUGCCUAACAGAUGUGAAUGUUUAACAUUUCCAGGUCAAUGAGGCUAAAAUAUUACAGAAUUUAACCUGUAAGAUUUUAUCUUUGUUCAGUUUGUAGCUGAAAAACUGUAAUCAUUUGCAUUAUUGAUUUUUUUGUACUUCAAUAUUUUUCCAGCUUGGAGAUUGUGACUUCCAGCUACAAGUGGAGUGCAUCUUAAUUUGGGAGUACUUCACAUUGGACAGCAUUCGUUUAAAGUAUUUAAGUCAGGUGCACCCAUUUCAUUAACAUCAAGAUAAAUCAUCAUAACAGAGAAAUCUUCCAUCACAGAAUACAAAUGUUUUGCUCAAACAGGAGCAGAGUUUUAUCAACCUAAAUAAGUAUUUAGUACAGAUCCGGUUUUUCCAGUAUGAUGUAAACAGAGAUUUUUAGCAGCUCUAACUUUUUCAAGAAAGUUCUGAUGAGAUUCUGCGCAUAUUAGUCUAAACUUCUCAGAUGUUUGUGUGUGAAAGCAGCUCGUUAGUCUCUCUCUACCUCUGUCUACCUCUCAGUCCCACUCUGUCUCGCUCUGUCUCUUCUAUGAUUAUAUCUCAGUGGCCCUUUUCGUCACAAGAAUUCAAACUCAGGAAAGAAAAAUCCUCUGAAUGUUCAACCUAAUUCAUUGAAAAUGAGAUGAGAGCUUCUGUACAAUAGGAAGUUACAAUGCAGUGAGACUGUAAAAUGUUCAUAUGCAAGCAAAAAAAAAAUGUUUUCAAGCGUUUCCUAUUUGUAUUUCUGUACAGGAGAACUUUGUACAGCCUGUAACUGAGAACAUUCCUUCUAUGCCUUCCACAGCACUGAAAUGAAAGGAGAAUAAGGUGAUUAGAUGGCUAUUUUUAUUUCCCACUCAUCAGCAAUACCAUUGUAUUUGGAUGUUGUAUCAGUGAUUUUUCAAGUGCUUGUUUGGCAGAUGUGUAUAUAGUAUGGAGCAUGAUGACUGUAACAGUGAUUUUUGUACGUGUAGAAACGUAGGUGUUUCUUUUUAUUUCACUUGGGUUAUAUCAAGCACCUUUCUAAGGGAAAACUUUUGUUUGCUGUUUCCUGUCCUGCCUAAUGAAUACUUUCCAUCAUGGUGGGUGUUCUUAUACUCAGGAAAUCAGCUCAAUACAUGAAUACACACACACAAAACACACACAGCAUGCAUCCAUACACAUCCAACCAUGAGCCCCUUGCAUGUUUAGAAAUGACCCAUGAGAAUAUUUUUACGGACUGGCUCAGGCCAGCCCAGCUUCACCUUUGGCUCCUUUUUAAAUGUGAAAAACUUCUCCCCAUGUUGCUUAAUUCCUUUUAUAGCAGUAUUUAAAGAUGUUACUUGUCUAAGCUCUCACAAACACAUUUCUUUUGCUAUCGACAUUUUAAAAUUUAUCCAAGAAAGAAAGUAAAGAAUGAAUGAAUGAAUUUAGGCACUUUGUUUCUGGCCCCGAGCGCUCAGAGCCAUUAGCACUUCAGCUACACUCUUUGUCUUUAUUUUCUUCUAAGUCUAAACCUGGAGCACUUAAAUUGGCCCUGCAAGAGAAAAUGUUUUUGAUAUCAUUAUAUUAAUAUAUGUCGGUGAAGAUUUAGAAAGACAUCUAAAAGAAGUUAAUGUUUUAGUAUAUGAUUAUUCUCAACUCUGCUUUGUGUUUCUUUAGUAAUGAAAUAAGCUAAUUCCUGAUUGAGUUGACAUGAAAAGUGGUGCGUGUGUGUGUGUGUUGUCCAAAUGACUGAAAGCCAAUCCUGUAAGGUCGUAAAAUUGUUGCCCCGAUUGUGUUUGGUCAUCCAUCUCUGUGAUGUGCAUGCUGCCUAGAACUAUAUGCGUAGUUAGUUGGUCAAGCUUGUUUUGCCUUGUAAGUUCUCUCUUCUUUUAAAAUGCUUUUAAAAAUCCUUUCCCAAAAUGUUUUGUAUAAAGAAACUUAACUGUAUCAAACCUCACGAGAGGCAAGCUACAAGCAAGUACAAGCAGGGUUGAAUUCAGCAUGAAGCUUUGCUGCUUUUUCUUCUCUUUAAGGUCCCAAUCCUACAGGUAUGAUAGUGUAAUUUCUGUUCUGCUGAGCAUUUCAACUAAGGCAUAAAUAACUAUGCUAACUUUGCUAUUUUAUCUAUCAAAGUCAGUCUUCAAAGUCUACCUCCACCUCUGUCCCUGGCAUCAUCCAACCCUUCUUCACUACAACCAUGAACCCUGUUCCUUUUUGGCAGCUCCUCGACCUCCUCUGAACAUCUUCCUCAGCCUUCCCUUUCCUACAUUGAUUCCAGAUUGCUCCACCUGAGCUGUCCCUCUGAUAUAUUCAUUCCUAACCGUGUCCGUUUGGGUCACUUUCAGUGAAAACAUGACUUUGUCCAGCCCUGCUGGCUCUAUCGCCAUCUCCAGUUACCAUUUGUAGAGCCACCAGCUGUGAAGCAUUCAUCUCAGCUGGUCUCUCUGCCAUUCUUUGUCCCAGUCUUCCCCUCUCACAUGUUCUGCCUGCUGCUGUGGACAGCUGACCCCAGGUACUUUAACACCUGUUCUGCUUUCAGCUUCAAUGCUCCACCUGUGUCCCAUUGAUUGUAUCUUACUCUCCCAUUAACUCCUGGUAGACUAUGGCCUCUAAGACCUUCAAUCACAAUGCAGCAGUGGUGGUUUAUGUGUCCCACUAAUCCCAGUUGAUACAUGUUAUAGAUAUACCAAUUCAUUUGGAUGCACUUGGCUGCCAUAUAAUGGUCUAACCCAAUUUGGAUAUUAAAUACCUAAGUGUAUAUUUAUCAUAUGUUAUAUUUUAUAAAUGAACAAUGAACAAAUAUAUAAUGAGCUCAAUAAAACGGAUCACUAGCCAGUGGUUUUCCUAAAGCAUAACAAGCUGCAUACAUUCUCAAAGGGUUCACUUUCUAAUCCUGUUAGGUCAUCAGUCUUUAUUUUUGUCCCUGUCUUAGUAAGGUGUUUAUUUUGGCUUUCACCUUCAAUGUUUGGCUGUGUUUGACAGAGGACAUUAAUAAAAUCACCCAAAAAAUCACCACCAAUCACCAUGAAAAACCUGGUUUUUCUGCCAACCUGUCUGAUGCUGUGCUUUUUUUUUUGUCUCUUCUUGUCAGAUUAACACAGGAUUGGGACUUUAAAGUUUGGACAAGAUUUUUGGACGUUGUUCCUCCUAACUUUUUCUGAUGUAAAUUUUAGAUUAAGAUCUCAUUGGUUGUUCCUUUCUGUUUUUCAGCAGGAUACUGUCUCAUAUGUACUUCACUACCCCAUUUUUAAAUUUUUAGGAUUGAUCCCUUUCAUAGAAUGCACACAUGCACAAGUUCAUGUUCAUGUUACACACAUACCACACAUACACAGGUUUGGAGCAGAAGUAAUGAUAUUUAAAUAUAUAUUUCUACAUAUAUAAUGUUUUUGUUUGUUUCAUUUUUAUGUGCUGUUUUCUUUCAUGAACACACUCCAAAAAUAGCCCUAUGUUGACAAUUUUAGUUUGCAGAAAGAAAUGAUCUACAUUGGACAUUUUUCUGCCAGAUUAGGCCUAAAGAUGAUUCACUUUUUCUCUUGAGAAAUGUAGCCAAAGUUUAUCAGAGGCUCCUGAGAUUUUCUAAUACUUCGAUAGAGAACACAGACUCUUCCUAACGUAUUUUGCCGUUUCUCUGAAUUUCCAAAUAUAAUCCCAUUGAACUAAUGUUUUUGAGGUUUAGUCCCUGCUUUUAGUCCAGACUUUUAUGAUUUCUUUAUGCUCUCUUUAUGCUGAAAGGCUCACCCUAACCUUUAGCAUUGUAACAUGUAAAUGAUCUUUAACGAAUCUUGGAACAUUUGGGUUUAAGCCACAAAGAGAAAAUGGUUUUAUUUUUCAUUUUCUAUUUUUAGUUGACAGCAAAAUAUGUUUUACCACUGGUGGCUUCUAGCUACGUAAAUUUGUGUCACCAAGUUUCAAUCAAUACUCUGCAUUUCAUCACUAUACCAGUAAUAUGGACAUACCAAAGCUGUCUGCAUGGUGCGAGUAGAUGUCAGUCAGCCAAGGAUGUUUUAUUGCUAAUUCAGUGAAACACACCAUUAAAACCUCAGGGUGGUGAGAACUUACACAUGCUCUGGAUUUCACUUUGAAGCAGAGUAGAAAAGCAAUGAGCUGAAUAGUUUUUGGAUUUUUCUGCUCAUGAUGUUGGAGUGUUUUAUUUUCUUCAGGUGACUGUUGCUACCAGAAACAAGCUCUGUAUUUGCCCACCUGAUAGAUAUUGAGGUUUGAUUUUCCUUUUUUUUUUCUCAAUCUGAUUUUGAUCUCCUGUGACUGUGUGGAAGCAGCACAAUACAAGCAUUUCUUUAUUUGGUGUGAGGUUAGCGGGGAGGAAGGAGAUGAGAUCAACAAAUUCAGUCUGGUUAUUGUUAAACCAAAACUAGAAGCUGGAAGGUGCUGACAAGCUAUGCAGACGAAAAGCAAAUGCAGACUUGGUUUGAAUUCCUCUUUGUGUUAAAUCAGUUGCAAACCAAUCACAUUGAUUAUGAACAAAAUUUUAUGUCUUAUUAUAUGCAUGAAUUGAAAGAAAGUUGUGUUGACCUGAGUUGGUCUCCAGGUUGUUUUGUGCAGGUCAAACAUAGUUACAACAGUAUGAUUUAUAUAUGAACAUGCUGUAGCUCUGUAAAAUGAACCCACUCAUCUUUCUAUCUAGUUUUGUUACAUUUCCUUUUUUUUCUUCUUUUUUUUUGUCGCUGCUUCUCUGGCACAGACACUGGCAACUCCAAAGGUUGUUCUGAAAGAAUACGAACAAAAACAUGCCUUUUCACAGAUUACUCGACUUCAUUUUUUUUUAACGAAAGAAAAUGUGUGUUAUUUAAAUGCACAGGUUAAGAUCAUUGAGUGAAAUCUAAAUGUAAUAUGUUUACAGAUAGGUGUCAUGUCAUGUUUUAUCUAUUUUCUCCAUGUAAGAGGCAAAAAAUGAGUUCCUCUGACCUUGUGUUUCAUCCAACUUUUCGGAUGACUCAGCAUUACAUGGAUACAAGUGCACCUCCAAUAUUUGCCUUAGAACUUGCAGAGGCCAUAGUUCACAUUCAAGUGAAGUGAGUGUAUGCAGGGGCCUGGGCCCCCAUCCCUGAGUAACCAGUGCAGACUUGUCUCACACUUAUCUACCUGUGAAAUCCUUCAUACCUCUCAUAACUGGUCAAUGACUGUAUCAGCAAACUGCAUCAGGUGUUUUUCUACAUGCUUUUACACAGAUUAAAUGGAUUAUUGUAUUGGUAGAUUUUGGUGCAUCAUUUUUAAUGUAAUAGCUUCUAAGCUUGUAGUUCAAGUUAUUUUUUCUUAUUUUUUCUAGACUGUUUUGUGUUAAUAUUGUCCACUUGAAAUAGCUGUUAUUUGCUUAUUCUCUACUAAGAGUUCUUACCUAAAUUUUUAAUGCUACAUGACCCUAAUUAUUAAAGACUUAACAACCAUGUAAAUACCUUGUUGUGCAACCCCAUUUUCAUACAUUUCAAUUGCUAGUGUUAUAUAAAUGACUUUUUUUCGUCUAGACACCAUUUCUCUUUAUGAAAUAAAGAAACUUGCAUAUCA
Poecilia latipinna (sailfin molly) is the source of this 8747-nucleotide messenger RNA. It is a transcript of the gene bach2b, whose product is annotated as BTB and CNC homology 1, basic leucine zipper transcription factor 2b. Gene Ontology annotation, biological process: regulation of transcription by RNA polymerase II. The coding region runs from base 33 to 2489 and encodes 818 amino acids. The transcript is spliced from 4 exons. Gene Ontology annotation, molecular function: DNA-binding transcription factor activity, RNA polymerase II-specific; RNA polymerase II cis-regulatory region sequence-specific DNA binding; protein binding. The record is from RefSeq and is a predicted model, not a curated record. NCBI's taxonomy places the organism in Eukaryota, Metazoa, Chordata, Actinopteri, Cyprinodontiformes, Poeciliidae.